This is a messenger RNA of Vicia villosa (hairy vetch), 3728 nucleotides long. Its product is annotated as transcriptional activator DEMETER-like. Gene Ontology annotation, biological process: DNA repair. The record is from RefSeq and is a predicted model, not a curated record. Gene Ontology annotation, molecular function: DNA demethylase activity; 4 iron, 4 sulfur cluster binding; DNA N-glycosylase activity. The coding region runs from base 373 to 3423 and encodes 1016 amino acids. NCBI's taxonomy places the organism in Eukaryota, Viridiplantae, Streptophyta, Magnoliopsida, Fabales, Fabaceae. The transcript is spliced from 19 exons.
UUCAUUUUCAACGCAGGGUUUUAUUUGUUUAUUUUUAAUUUAAGUUUUAUUAAAAAAGUUGAAAUUAAAAAAAAAAAGAGUAUACCGUUUUAGAAAGCGUAACAAACCCUGCGUCACAAGCAAAACCCUUGUUUCUCAGUGCCGUCACUUGACACCUCUGAGUUCUCAGUUUGAACUUCUACAGUUUUCAAGAAUCGGAAUUAACUUCAAAGUUCUGAAAAGGAUCAUCUCAAUCAAUAAUCUUGAUAAUAGAUACACUCUUAUCACUGUCAUUGAUCAUCAUAUCACAAUUCCUUCCAACGCCUUGGUUUCUACAAUUGCGUUAAACUCACUUCAUACAAUUGAAACUAAUUCAAAACAACAUUGACGGCAAUGGCAAUCUCUCAGUUUCCGAGCAGUGCCGGUGCCGAUUUGAAGGAUAAAGUACCUUGUUCUGCUGAUUCUAGUGCUGGACAGAACGUAAUUGGCGGGGAUGAUGGCUUGUUCAACCUUGCAGACGAGGUGUUCGACGUAUCUUCUCAAUGUGAAAAUAGUGAAUUAUAUCCACCACUGUCUUCAGCAAAAAAGAAUAAUAGCCAAAAGGAUAUUAAUGAUGAGCAGCAAAAACAAACUAAAAGAAAGAUAUAUCGGCCCAAAGUGGUCUCUGAAGAUCCCAAGAGAACAAAGAAAUCUCAUCCUCAAAGCAGUGCCACUCCAAAACCUUCAACUCCGAAGCAGAGAAAACCUGAUGUCAAAAAAACUCCCAAGUGUCGGCGACCAUUAUUUGAUGAUGGUGGAGAUUUCAUCUCUCUACCAUUUUUGGAAAAUUUCAAUGAUUCAACCGUUUGUCAUGGUGGAUUUGGGAAUUCUACUAUAACUAAUGAAUCUGCCAUUGGAUAUAAUUCUCUGCAGAGUUAUCAGAAGAUAAAUUCAUUGUCAUGUUUAUCUCUAGUUGAGAACAGAAGAGUUGGAGGAAACUUUCCACUGAUGUGUAAGCGGAAAAGAGUUAAAAGACAAAGAAUGUGUUUGGUAAAAGUCUUAACCCCUUUUGCAAAGGGGAAAAGAUCAAGUCUUUCUAUGAAAAAGAGAAAAUGUUUUGAAAAUUUACACAUAGAAGGAAGUUCUAUACCGAGCAGACAAAUGAGGCUUAUACUAAAUAAACUGACUUCUUUGAAGAAAAAAGAUCGCCGAAAGAUAAAUAAGUUAAAUAUCCUAAAAAAAUCAGAGGAGUUAGUUAUUUAUAAACAACAAUCUCCAAGAGUUGAUGUAUUAUUUGAUGAUGAUACAUUACGAGUAUGGAAUUUGCUCGUUGCUGAAAGAGGACAUGAAGAAAAGGAUGAUCAGAAACGUAUUCAUUGGGAGAAUAUAAGAAAGUAUUAUCAGAAUAUGGUUCAAUCAUUCUUAGAUCAGAUGCAAGACACCCAAGGUGAUAGAAGAUUCUUACCGUGGAAAGGUUCAAUUUUGGAUUCUGUGGUUGGAGUUUUUUUAACUCAAAACGUGUCUGACUAUUUGUCAAGCUAUGCAUUCAUGUCACUUGCUGCUCAUUUCCCUAUCAAAUCAGUUGGCUGUGAAAAAGAUAUCAAUAUGGUUUUGUUGGAUCCUAAGUUUGAUAUAGAGAUGAAAGAUGGAAAAGGUGAAGAAAUGGAAGUUGAGAAAGUCAAUGAAUAUCUCAAAGUUGAUGACAGGGGAACUGAAUACAAUUCUGCCAAUGAAUAUCCCAAAGUUGAUAACAGAGGAACUGAAUACAAUUCCGCCAAUGAUACAAAAAAGACCAAGAAUCAAGAGGAAAAAGAGCUAUUGGAAAAGAAACAACAAUAUUGGGAUACACUAAGAAAAUACCACAGUGAUAAGCCUCGACACGAUGAUCACAUGGAUUUUGUUGAUUGGAAAUCAGUAAAAGAUGCAAAAGCUGGUGAAGUUACAAAAGCUAUUGAAAUUCGUGGUCAACAAAAAACUAUUGCUGACAGAGUAGUGGAUCUUUUGAAAAAGUUAUAUUCCACCACUGGAAACAUGGAUCUAGAAUGGCUGAGAUAUAUUCCACCACUGGAUGCAAAGGAAUAUCUUUUGAGCGUACAUGGAUUGGGAUUGAAAAGUGUGGAAUGCAUAAGACUUUUAGCACUUCAACAUAUUGCUUUUCCGGUGGAUGUAAAUGUUGCAAGAAUCGUAGUACGUUUAGGAUGGGUUCCUCUGCAACCAUUGCCAGAAUCAAUGCAAAUACAUAAUUUAGAGGAAUUUCCAGAUUCGAAUAAAAUUCAACAGUAUCUUUGGCCAAGACUAUGCACUCUUGAUCAUCGUAAAUUGUAUGAAUUGCAUUAUCAGCUGAUAACAUUUGGAAAGGUCUUUUGCACAAAGAAACACCCAAAUUGCAAUGCUUGUCCAAUGAAACAGAGGUGUUUACAUUAUCAAAGUUCCCUUGCAAGCAAAAGAUUUGCCUUGCCAUUCAAUCCAUAUUCUGAUAUGCUAAGCAACCCUACAUUGACGUCUGUUCCGUAUGAAAUUAAAGAAUGUGAGCCUAUAAUUGAGAUGCCUGCAUCACCGGAACUUGAAACAGCGGAGUUGGCUGAUUUUGAAACAAAGGAUGAUGAAGAGAUUUACCAUGAUUAUAAUAACAAAAAUGGUGAAGACAUUGAAGAUGACAUUGAAGAUAUGGGAAGAGUCGAUCGCAGUACUCAAGAAUCAUCAUGCUUGCCAAAGCCCGUCGAUUAUUCUUUCGAUGGAUUUGACCAUGACAUGAAUACAUCAACGGCUAUAGUUGCUUUACAUCCUUAUGCUGCAAACACCCCUUUACCAAAAAUGAAAGAAGCUAGCCGUCUCAAAACCGAGCGUACAGUUUAUGUUCUCCCGGAUGAUCACCCUCUCUUAAGAGAGCAUGCUCCAUUUCAUCCACGUGUACAUGACGAUCCUUCCCCUUAUCUUCUUAUGGAAUGGCUAAAAGCGGAAUUAGAAAGCUCGGGUUAUUCAAACACAUCUGACUUGCAAGAGGAAGAUAAUAGCCAAGCAGUUCCUGGGACACUUCUGAUACCAUGCCGAACUGCAAUGAAAGGGUAUUUUCCCUUGAACGGAACAUACUUUCAAAUUAAUGAGGUUUUUGCUGACUUCGCUUCAAUGAUAAAACCGAUUUAUGUUGCUAGACGUUUGUUAUGGUCUCUAACGAAACAGAUAGCAUAUUUUGGUACCGGGACAUCUUCCAUUACAAGAGGUAUGUCAGCUGAAAAAGUUAGAGAAUUCUUCAACGAAGGAUACAUUUGUGUGAGAGCAUUUGAUACAAAAACCGGAGCUCCAAAACCAAUAUCAUCCCUGCUGCAUCUCAACACAACUGCUAGAUUUGAAAAAGAAAGAGUUGAAAAAGAGAAAAAGGCAGUUGAAAAAGAGAAAAAUGAGUCGCCAGAGUUAUUAGUAGCAAAUCAUGACAGGAAUAUCAUGACCUAUGCAAGCAUAGUGUAAAAUUGUUUUUAAUAGUACUUUUGGAAUAUUAUUGUUUUUUGUAUAUCAAUUUAAAAGUGAAUAAAUGAAAUGUCGUUGAUUCGAAUCUGCGUCUCUGCAAUUGUAUUUCUUAUAGGUGAAUAAAUAAGAUGUCGUUGAUUCGAAUCCGCGUCUCUGCAAUUGUAUCUACCCGAGCAGAUAUCUUACUGUAUAAGAAUAAUUAUUAUCAAUUUUUAUUUGUCAAAUUUUAAUAACUUUCAUUCUCUUAUUGGACAAAUAUAAACUUGGUUCAUGUUUGUUCCAGUUUAUGUUGCUAUUCAAUUUUU